Molecule: messenger RNA, 10784 nt
Organism: Taeniopygia guttata (zebra finch)
Lineage: Eukaryota; Metazoa; Chordata; Aves; Passeriformes; Estrildidae
Gene: ADAMTSL1
Product: ADAMTS like 1
Biological process (GO): extracellular matrix organization
Cellular component (GO): extracellular matrix
Source: RefSeq, a predicted model, not a curated record
GCAGCAUUCAGAAAUGGGUUUAUAUAGCAUUAGUGCAACAUUUCCAGUUUAAAUUCAGACUAAGAGAAAGAAAGAAAAAAAAAUAAACCACACAAAUCCAAACACAUGGUUAUGAAAACAUCUUUGUCAGUUGUUCCAUCCAUUGUAAGUCAUGUAAUCAUAGUUGCAGCAUUUUUUUCUUAAAAAUAAAGCAGUCAUGAAUCAUCUACUCAAUAAUACAAAUCUUUCUGUUUACAUUAAAAAGUUUGUCUUGAGAAUUUCAUUUACAGAAUUCCAGGAACUACUGUGAGUACUUCUCCAAUAGCAUUAGUCUUGUAGAAAAUGAAAAGAGUAAGGGGGAAAGCAUACAACAAUAGCUAGGAGUAUGGGCAAAAACCUUUUGUGCAGCUCUCAGCGUGUGUGUUGACACUGUUGGUAAAGCAAAAAAUAUGAGGGCUUUACUUUUGGGGGAUAAUGGUGUUAUUUGUAAAAGAUAUACUAGAUUUUUAAUAGAUUUAUAUGUUGAGUUUCCUGAGUUUUAAAGGGCAAUAGGAGAAGUCAUAAUUUCUCUGUUGAUGUCAUCCUAUGGUUGCUUCCUCACUUCUGAUUGUGCAAAGUGGUCCACCUCUCUCCAUUCUUCCAUGAAGAAGUCACUGAAGUUGCUGUAGAGACACAUAAAGAUGUACUAGAGGAAUCUUGAAACCUAUUUCAAACCUUUUCUCAUCCCUGCUAUGUUCAGUUCAGCUACUGAUUUUCCAUCAUAGCACCUUCCCACUGAGCCUUUUCAGUCUUUCUGGCCCUGCUUUCUCACCUGCCAAUUCUAAAGGUACCCCACCAAAUGACUGCUAGGCAGUGAAAAGUUGGAAUCCCACUGUUCCUAAUUACUCUCAUUUCUUAUUUUAAAUUUCUUCUUCAGCCCCAUUUCCUAAAACCCACCUUCAUCUAGUUGAAAUCUUUUCUAUUUUGGUUACAGAUGUCUUCAGUGUUUAUCCUGUUAUACAAAGCCAGACACUUCUAUCCACCUAUCUGACUUCUCAACAUCUGUGACUUUUUUUCAUUUUUCCACCCAGUUCUUUUUCUUUUACAAAGUCUGUAUCUCUCUCCAUCUGUUCAUCCAGUUUUUCCUUCAGGCUAGUUUUAAUUUCUACUGAUGUGCAGUUCUCUUAAACAGUCUGUGGUCUACCUUUGCUCCUUUUUUCUUUCAGGACAGGUCCCCAGUCCUGACCCUUGGCAGAAUUUCUUUUUCCUUUGCUAGCUUCUGACUUCAGUCACUUUUAAGACUCAUGGCUAACGUACUAUUCUCCACCCCUAACACACAUGUACCUUACUUUACUGUCUGAGCUUGCUAACAUACCAGAAUCAUGACUUUGCUGGGCUUUCUAUAUGCCCAUCUGGACAUGAUGUGACCUGCAGCACCAAAAUUUUGCAACUGCGAGGCAUCCGGCUCAGUCCAAUGUGGGAGAAUGCCUACUGCUUUUAGAAAGUUCUUGAAUUCACUUUGAAAUUUCUGCUUCAGAAAAUAAAAUAAACAGACAGUAAAAAAAAAAAAAAAAAAAAAAAAAAAAAUUUUAAAAAUACUGGGGGAUUCAGGCAAUGCAGAAGCAUGAGCAGGCAAACUAAAUGAACUCUGAACAGACUGCGAGCAGUUAUUUGAAAUUCCUAUCUGUCAAAUUAAAACUUAAAAGUCAGAGUUUCCACCUUUCCUGAGGUGGGAAAGUCUUCCUCCAGUAAUCCCACUUUCCUUCCAGUAGCUAAGGUAUCAAAUUUCCCCAAAGAAUAAAAAUGUAGUUACCGAAAGACUGUCCCCCAGUCUGUUGAAAACAUUUUUGCUUCACAAUUUUAAAGCAGAGUCAGAUCUCUUGAUUGCUGAGCACUUUUCUGUGAAGAAUACAAGGCUUUAGCAAACUGUGCAUUCUCCCUGGAGGAUGUAAGCAUUUUCCUAUUGGUGCUUUUUAUGGCAUACGUUAUGUAUUGACACAGAUUAAGUUUCCCUCCUGUCUGGAACAACGCACGCUCAGGAGAGCUACUGACCUAGCAGUAAGCGUGAGCAGCUCAUGGCAAGUGGUGAAGCCUAGCUCUGGGGGCUGCAGGCAGAACUCCGCUCCGCUCUGCCACUCUGCCUCUCUCCUCCUACUCCUCCUCCUCUCCCGCUCUCCUUUUCCUUCCCCUCUGUAGUCGCUGCUCUUUCCCCAGACCUCUUGGCUUUGUUGUGCUGCACGUCGGAGUAGCGGGAGGGCGAUUGGCGGAACGCCGGCUCAAGGAGCGCUUCCCCGCGGCUCACGCCAACCCAGCCUCCCACGGCCGGGUCAGGAAAUCGGGAAAUGUGAGCGGGGCCGAUGGAGGCGGAGAAGCGGGGCUGAAGGCUUGCACCGCGCUGGGUGUGACAGCGGCCAGCCGAGCGCUCCGCAGCUCCUGCGUGUCCGGCCGACAAUGGACUGCUGCCGCUGGACAGCCGCUGGCACCCUGCUGCUGGCUUCCCUCGUCCUGAGCUCCAGAAUAGCUCGCUCGGAGGAAGACCGAGACUCACUGUGGGAUGCCUGGGGCUCGUGGAGCGAAUGCUCACGCACCUGUGGAGGAGGGGCUUCGUAUUCACUGAGACGCUGCCUGAGCAGCAAGACCUGUGAAGGGCGAAACAUCCGGUACAGGACAUGCAGCAACGUGGACUGCCCACCAGAAGCAGGUGAUUUUCGUGCCCAGCAGUGCUCUGCUCACAACGACGUCAAGUACCAGGGACAGUUGUAUGAGUGGCUUCCCAUCUCUAAUGAUCCUGACAACCCAUGCUCUCUGAAGUGCCAGGCCAGAGGAACGGCUCUGGUUGUGGAGCUGGCACCAAAAGUUCUGGAUGGGACACGGUGCUACACUGAAUCCCUGGACAUGUGCAUCAGUGGCUUGUGCCAAAUUGUUGGCUGUGACCACCAGCUGGGAAGUGCUGUCAAGGAAGAUAACUGCGGGGUCUGCAAUGGCGAUGGGUCCACCUGCCGGCUGGUUCGAGGCCAGUAUAAGUCCCAGCUCUCUGCAAGUAAACUGGAUGAUACAGUGGUUGCUAUUCCCUAUGGAAGUAGACAGAUUCGCCUCGUGCUGAAAGGACCUGAUCAUUUAUAUUUGGAAACUAAGACUCUCCAAGGUGUGAAGAGUGAAAACAGCCUCAGCACCACUGGCUCCUUCCUUGUAGAAAAUUCUAGCAUUGAUUUCCAGAAGUUUCCUGACAAGGAGAUCUUAAGAAUAUCUGGGCCUCUCACUGCAGACUUUACUAUCAAGAUUCAUUAUGCUGGUGCUGCUGACAGUUCAGUCCAGUUCAUCUUCUACCAGCCAAUCAUUCACAGAUGGAGGGAAACUGAUUUUUUCCCUUGUUCAGCAUCCUGUGGUGGAGGUUAUCAGCUGACAUCUGCUGAAUGCUUUGAUCUGAGAAGCAAUCGGGUAGUAGCAGAUCAAUACUGUCACUACUAUCCUGAAAAUAUCAAGCCAAAGCCAAAACUUCAAGAGUGUAAUCUGGAUCCUUGUCCUGCAAGUGAUGGAUACAAGCAGAUCAUGCCUUAUGACCUCUACCAUCCCCUUCCUCGAUGGGAAAGCACACCCUGGACUGCCUGUUCCUCAUCCUGUGGAGGGGGCAUUCAGAGCCGCAGCGUCUCCUGUGUGGAAGAAGACAUUCAGGGGCACAUCAGCCCUGUGGAAGAGUGGAAAUGCAUGUAUACUCCAAAGAUGCCUGUUGUCCAGCCUUGCAAUAUAUUUGACUGUCCAAAGUGGCUUGCUCAAGAAUGGUCUCCGUGCACCGUGACCUGUGGACAAGGACUCAGAUACCGUGUGGUCCUUUGCAUUGACCACAGGGGGAUGCAUACAGGAGGCUGUAGUUCUAAAACAAAGCCACACAUAAAAGAAGAAUGUGUUGUACCCACUCCUUGCUACAAGCCUAAAGAGAAACUUCCUGUGGAAGCAAAGUUGCCAUGGUAUAAGCAGGCUCAAGAGCUGGAGGAAGGAACAGCCGUAUCUGAAGAACCCUCGUUUAUUCCCGAGGCUUGGUCCACCUGCAGUGUCACCUGUGGAGUGGGCAGCCAGAUGCGGCUGGUGAAGUGCCAAGUGCUCCUUUCUUUCUCCCAGUCCGUGGCUGAUCUGCCCAUGGAUGAAUGUGAAGGCCCCAAACCUGUGUCUCAGAGAGCCUGCUACAGCGGUCCCUGCAGCGGGGAGGCAACUGAACACACCCUAGAGGAGACUCAGCUUUUGUCUGGCAGCUUGCAGGAGUUGGAUGAGCUCUAUGACUGGGAAUAUGAAGGUUUUACAGAGUGCUCAGAGUCCUGUGGAGGAGGUGUCCAGGAGGCUGUGGUGACCUGUCUGAACAAACAAACUAGGGAGAUUGCAGAAGAAACACUGUGUGUUAGCAGCCGUCGUCCUCCACAGCUGCUGAAGUCCUGUAGCCUGGACCCCUGCCCCCCAAGAUGGGAGAUUGGGAAUUGGAGCACUUGCAGUCUUACCUGUGGGGUUGGUUUGCAGACACGAGAUGUCUUAUGUUCUCAUCUACUAUCAAGAGAGACCAAUGAGACUGUGAUUUUGGCAGAUGAAUUGUGCUCUAAACCCAAGCCAUCCCUUGUGCAAGCCUGUAAUCGCUUUGACUGCCCACCCUCCUGGUAUCCUACAGAAUGGCAAGAGUGUUCACAGACCUGUGGCGGUGGUGUCCAGAAGCGAGAUGCACUUUGUAAGCAGCGCAGGGCAGAUGGAAGCUUGUUAGAGCUGCCAGAAACCUUCUGCUCCAUGCCAAGGACCAUUACACAACAAGCCUGCAAAAAUGAGGAUUGUCCCAAUGAGUGGCUUCUCUCUGACUGGACACAGUGUUCAGUGAGCUGUGGAGAAGGCACACAGAGUCGAAAUGCUAUUUGCAGAAAGAUGCUGAAAACCAGGGGCUUUGUUAUUAUCAAUUCCUCACUCUGCCUCCCUUUGCCAUUCUCAUCCUUGAUCAGGCCCUGCUCACUAGGCCCCUGUGCACGGCACAACAGACCGGCUCAUAAGCAAAGCCCUCAUAUUAUGGCUGUAAAGCAAGUUUACAUCCAGACAAGGAAGCAGAAGAAACUGCAUUUCAUUGUGGGUGGAUAUGCCUACCUGCUGCCCAAAACUUCUGUUGUCCUCCGAUGCCCUACAAGGAGGUUCCGGAAAUCAAUGAUCACUUGGGAGAAGGAUGACAAGAGGCUUGUCAGUUCAGCUCACAUCACCAUUGCACCCUACGAGUACGUGAAAAUCCAUCAUCUGAAGCCUUCAGACACUGGGACAUACACCUGCACAGCAGGGCCAGCCCGAGAGCAUUUCAUAAUUAAACUGAUUGGAAGCAACAAGAAGAUCAUUUCUGGGCAGCCAGCUGGUAUUAGGGAGGAAGAAGCCAUGACAAAGGCUGGCUUAAAUGAUGCCUUGCGAACAGAGGAUAAACAUCUCAAUGGGAUUUUCUUCAAUGGUAGCAAGCCUGAAAAGCAAGGGCACCUUGCUAACCCCAGCAGAUGGUAUGACAAUAUUGUCUCAAGGCUGCUACAGCUCAGAGGGUGGCCAGUGGAAAAUUUGGAGUCCUGGGAAGCCCAGGAGUCUGUGGAGAGAAAUGCAUCCUCAGAAGAGGACCAGAGCCAGGAGCAUAGCCUGCCAUUUACUAUGGUCACAGAGCAGAAGCGCCUGGAUGAUAUCAUAAGGAACUUGUCUCAACAGCCUGAAGAGCUUAAAGAUAUCUACACUGAGCAUCUUAUUAUUCACCUAGCCCAUGAAGUUUUCAAGAGCUACUUGGACCACCAGGAAUCUGUGCUCAAAGCAUCAAGGCGAAAAGUUUAUUCAGCCUCAGCUGAGUACCCUUUCCACAGACGUGUUUCUGGAUUUACCAGCUCCCUGAGGACAUCAUCUGCUGAAACAUUUAUUCCCACCUCUGUAGACCUGGCAAAUGGCUUGCACAGGCCUCAUCAAAAGCCUGCCAUCCUCCGAAAGAUUUCAGCAGCACAACAACUUUCUGCUUCAGAGGUGGUCACCCACCUGGGACAGACGGUGGUCCUAGCAAGUGGCACACUGAGUGUGCUGCUUCACUGUGAAGCAGUGGGAAACCCAAAGCCCACCAUCAGUUGGGCUAAGAAUGGAGAGGAAGUGAAAUACAAUGAUAGGUUGCUCCUUCAGCCUGAUGACUCCUUGCAGAUUCUAGCACCUGUGGAAGCAGAUGUGGGUUUCUAUGCUUGCAAUGCAUCCAAUGCCCUAGGAUCUGACUCUGUCUCCAUUGCUGUCACCCUAGCAGGAAAGCCCCUGAUAAAGGCAUCAAGAGCUACCAUGAUCAACACUGAAUCACUGGCUGUCAUGGUUGAUAUUGGAAGCACGCUGAAAACAAUCCAGAAAGCAAACGUUAGCAUUAACUGCCAGGUUGCAGGUGUUCCUGAAGCAAAAGUUACUUGGUUUAAGAACAACGUCAAGCUGUCCUCUACUCACCAUCUGCAUAACGGUUUGCUGUUAAUAGCAAAUGUUUCUCUAUCAGAUCAGGGGUUAUACACCUGCAAGGCAUCCAAUCUUCAUGGGGAAGUAACUGAAAGCUCCCAGCUGUUGGUUCUUGAGCCUCCACGACCCCUUCCUUACCUAGAAGACUUGACAGCAGUGUUUAGCAGUGCUGGACCCAGCACCCAUUCGGUGCUGACUUCUCCUUCAGGAACAAAACUGACUGUCAGUCCAGGGACCUCUGCUCUCAUAGGUUGUGCUGUCAAUGGGCAUCCAACCCCGAACAUCACCUGGCUUUACUCUGGUGAGCCCCUCAGUCAGCAACAUCAACUCCUGGCAGCAGGACGGAUUCUUCAGAUACUCAAUGUCAGUGAUUUCACUGAUGGUGAAUUCAGCUGCCUUGCUCAGAAUGAAGCUGGCUCACUCACUCAAGUAAUGACUUUGACUAUACAAGAGUACCGGUGGUCGGCAGACAAACUGACAGCUUGUUCGGCUUCCUGCGGCCACAGAGGGCUGCAGCUGCCCCAGCUGAGGUGCUUACUGGAUGGGGCUGAAGUCAACGCAUCCCAUUGCAGAGAGACACCCAAGCCAUCUCUGCAACCCAUCGCAUGCAACAGAAGAGACUGCCCUUCACGGUGGAUGGUAACAUCCUGGUCUCCUUGCACACAGAGCUGUGGUGGAGGCAAACAGACACGACGAGUGACAUGCCAGCGCCUGACAGCGAGAGGCAGCUCUGUCCCCAUGUCCAGCGAGGCUUGUGCCCAGGUGUCCAAGCACCCUGUGGACACACAGAGCUGUAACAGGCAGCCCUGUGUCGAGUGGGCGGCCUCCUCCUGGGGCCAGUGUAAUGGGCCUUGCAUUGGACCACGACUGGCUGUACAGCACCGACAGAUAUUUUGCCAGACCAAAGAUGGGACUUCUGUGUCAUCUGAUCAAUGCAGCUCCUUACCAAGGCCGUUGAGCACCCAGAACUGCUGGACUGAUGUCUGUGGUGUGCACUGGAGGGUCAGCCUGUGGACUGUCUGCACAGCCACAUGCGGGAACUACGGCUUCCAGUCACGGCGUGUGGACUGCGUGCACAUCCGCACCAACAAGCCCGUGAUGGAGCACCAGUGUUCCUGGAGGCCAAGGCCAGCAAACUGGCAGCGUUGCAACAUCACGCCGUGCGAAAACGUGGAGUGCAGAGACACUACAAGAUACUGUGAGAAAGUGAAGCAGCUCAAACUCUGCCAGCUCACCCAAUUUAAGUCACGUUGCUGUGGGACUUGUGGAAAAUCUUGAAGACAGACAAGAUGAAAAUGGAGGAACAAGGGGAUCACAGCCUUUUCUUCACUGAGCAAAGGCUUUUGCAGAAAGUACAGAUGGAUGGAAUCCUUUUCAUUUUAUUUAUUUAUUUCCCUAUUAAAAAAAAAAUUAACAAAUCAUUGUUGUAAAGGGACUUGACAAGUUUUCCCUUCUAUGCAUCUGGGAGACAAAAUGCAGAUAAACGUGGUCAUGAGGGUAGACCACAGAGUCAGAGAGACCCAUGACACCAAGCAAUGGGUACCAGAGGAGUGAGGCUUCUCCUCAAUCUUCUCCUCAAAUCUCCUUACGCCUGUGUGACACACCAAGAAACAAGUGAGGAAGAGGAUCAGAAUCAAAACCUAAUAUCAUAUUACAGAAUCACAGAAGCCUCGAGGUCCAGGGAGAUCUUCAGGGUUAUCUAGUCCAGCCAUUAACAGCACUACCAUACCCACCCCUAAACUAUCCCUGGGUGCCACAUCCAGACUCUUCUUGGACACUGCCAGAGAUGGUGACUCCAUCACCUCCCUGGGCAACUUUAUCCAAUGCCUAGCCAGAUUUUCAGUGAAUAUUUUUUUAAUAUCUAAUCUGAGCUUCCCAGCUUAAUUUGAGGCCAUUUCUUCUCAUCCUAUGGUUUUAAACAUGGCAGAAGAGGCUGACAUUGCAAGUUCUUUCAGGCAGUUGUAGAGAGCAAUGUGGUCACCCCUGAGUUUCCUCCCAGGUAAACAACCCCAGCUGCCCCAGUUGAUCUUUAUCGAUGUGUCUUUUAGAUCUUUCACCAGAUCCAUAGCCCUUCUCUGGAUAUGCUCCAACACCUCAACGUCUGUCCUGCAGUGAGGGGCCCAAAACUGAGCACAGGAUUUGAGGUGUGGCCUCAUCAGUGCUGAGUACUGGGGGACAAUUACUGCCCGGUCCUGCUGGCCACAGGUUGGUACAGGCCAGAAUGUCCUUGGCCACCUCAGGCACCUGGGCACAGCUGGCUCACAUUUAGCCAGGUGUUGACCAGCACCCCCAGGUCUCUUUCUGCUGAGCAGCUCACAUCUCUCUUCGACUUCCUUAAGAACACAAGCACAUGAGUUUGCUUUAUAAGCUUAUUUGUUACAUCCAAGAUUGGAAGCCUUUUUGAUUUAUAAACUCCUCUCUCCUUCCUAUACCAGGCAAGGGACACCCUUGUGAUCUUUGAGGAUCUGGUGUCUGGAGAAGUUGGACAAUGGUCUAUAACACAAGUGGGUCUAAAAUACACCUGAAAAUAUUUCUAUUUUGAGCUUGUGAGGGAGGAUUGGAGAUGAAGGGUUGUCCUCGACACAGAGGUAUGAUGGUGAUAUUAAUGAUUAACCAGCAAAAGGAGAAAAAGUAUUAUAACAGACUUAAGCACAAACCUGCAAACACUGCUCCCUAGAGAGCAUAGGCAAGAAAGAUAGAAAUAGUACAUGAUCAACAGGAGACACUUUGCAUAGUGCGUCCUACUAACACUUAUUUAGAAAAAAGAGGUACUGCUUUCCAAAGUUCUGGUACUGUCAGACCUGGGGUUUUGGAAACGAACUUGUAGAAGUGGGUUUUUCUAUUUUGUUAACAUGAAGUUUCUCUUUCCUGGCAGCCAAGCCCUUUGGAUAACUGGUAGAAAAGAGCUUUAUUCUGAUUUUUCAUGGUUGUUACUACUCAGCCAAAACAGAACCACUUUAGCAUCAGCCCCACUGGACUAAUGAAAAUAACUUGUAAGAAACUUGCUCCUCUCCAGCUGCCUCCCACAACAAAACAGGUGCUAUAAAGCAGAUCUUUAAGUCCAUCUAUAACACCCCAAAGGUACAGUCUAGAAAAUGAGACUGAAAUAUCAUACUCACAGCAUGAUUUUGCAUGCAGGCUAUGAGUCUUUUCUCCUGGCCAGCUGCAGUGGAUAUUCAGCUAGUGGAGUGCUACAUGAUACUAGUUCCUGGGCAUUCUAUUCUCUGCUUUGCUCAAAAAAAAAAAAAAAAAAAAAUUAGAAGAAAUCUGCAAAGAGAGAUUGAGAACUGUGGAAUUUUAGAGGAGAACUACCUGAUUUCAGGUUUUGCUUCAAGGUCUUCUCUAAAUGAAAGGUGUUGGGGCUAGUGCCUUGUGGUAUAUUUAUGAAAUGUUGUUCAAGUUCUGCUAUGUUACAACUUUCAUGACAUGCGGAUUUUUCAGUAAAAGUGGGGGUCCAGUAAAACUGGAGGUCAGUGCCAGGUUCAUUACAUUAAUCUGUCUCAAAUUGGCUUAUUUCAAAACAUAUCUGGGUGUGAACGCUCUUGGCAGAAAUGGGUCUUCAAGAAAUAAGCAUCAGUGUAACUUUUUAUUUAAAAAGAAAAAGAAUAAUGACUUUCUGUGUAUGUAAAUUUAUAUCUUUUCUGUAUAUUUAUUAGGAUUUCUUGUAUAAAAAGUGCAAUAUUAAUAAUUGUACAUUAUUUUGUCCAGAUAAAACUAUUUUGUUUUUCUUUUUUAAUCUCCCCAGAAUUUUGUUCCUCUAAAAUCAACAGUAAUAGUGUAUUUCUCUUAAUUUUAAUAGCACUUGCAUUUAAUUGGGGAUCUGCUUCACUGUGCACAGGGUGCUUUAUAGAUUAUGAAAUGAGGGAGGGAUGAUGUUUUUAACUUGUAAAAUUAUAAUUAUGCAUGGAAUGAAGGACAAUUCCUUAAUAACAUAAUAAUAGCAAUGAUGAUGAUGACGAUGUGAUGGAUAUUUUUGAUACAUUAGUUAACAAAAUGCAGCAUGGGGAAGUAUUUUAUUUUGUGUAAAAGCAAAAUAUGUUCCAUCUAUCACAUGUUCCAUUGUAUCUGUGUAACUGUGCACAGGAUAAACACAAAGUAUCUGAUCUGGAAAGGCCACUGUGUUGUCUCUGCACAGUGUGAAUUUAAUUUCACAUGUCUGUCUUCUGAAUUGUGACUUGGAAGCAUCUCAGUAAUAUAAGGAUUACUUGUUAUUUUUUAAAAGGAUGCUUUCCUUCUCUAAAGAGAAAACAAAACAGCAAACUUGUAUUUAUAUAACUUUUUGUACAAGCAAUGCAGCUUAUUUAUUUAACUACAACUGUCUGACUUGUUGUUUUUUAAUCUUAAAAAAAAAAAGACGAAGUAGCAAA